AUGCGAGGCGAGAUCGAGUGCAAGGCACCAGGCCUUACCUCCUCUUCGUCGACGGGCAUUAGAUCGGCUGAGAACGUGGCCGGCCCACGAGUUCCUGCACGUCAAGCGAGACUGGAACCAGAGCGCCGGCAGGUUAGCCAACACCGCAUUACACCAGCAAGAAGGCACAGCGGUUACCUCAAAGGUGGACUGCGACGAUUUGGUUGUCCUGAACCGGCUCCAGGAGAUCCUACCCCGAAGGAUGACGGGUCUGUCGUCCGGAUGGCCGCGACGACUCGAUCGCGAGCACGCUCGACGAACUCAGCGGAGGUGCUGCAACUAGAUGUGGUGCAACGCAUUAGGACGGAUCGGAUUCUGCGAGCACAGAACGAGGAGAAAUGGAUCGUGAACCUCAAGGCGUACCUGUCAGGCGACUUGGAGAACCUGGAUGCUGGCGAAGCGCGAGCUUGCAGCAAACUCGCGGACGAAUACGACGUAGACGACGGUGGGCUGCUCCUCUACUGCCCACGCGCAGGAAGAGAUGACGGUGACCGAGAUCGCUUAGCGAAGCUGGUGAGGUUCAAAACGAAUGAGCAGCGGUCUAAGGGGGCGAGCGGAGUUGAGGAAUCUCUCCAUACUGUCAACAUCCAGAGCCACUAUUCUGACGUCGACGGACUUGUUCGGUAUUUCAUCGAGCUUGAGCAGCUUCACCAAAACGAGAAGAUAGCAAAAAAACUUUCUAAGCAAAAGAAAGAGGCCGAUCUAGCACAAUGCGCGAAAGACAUUGUGGCCGAGAGCAACCGCCGACGCGCCGAUCGUGAAGCCGAGUUGUCCGACAGUGACGUGAGCGACGGAGGAAGCUACGUGUCUGCAACAGAUAGCUCAACAUCGCGUGGAGCGAGAGCUCCAAAGAGGACGAAUGCAUUUUUGGCCAAGGAGAAGCGCCAGGAAAAGCGAUACAAGGAGCAAAUGGAUAUGAAAGUGCGAGAACUGGAACAGAAGCAGAAGCAAUUUGAUGAUCGCCUUGCGUUCGAGAGGGAGCAGGCCCAAGCUAAGCUUCAGUUUGACAUGGAAGUUCAGGCAAACAACCGAAACAUGAUCCUCGAGUGUGCAAAAAUUUUCAGUGCAGCGUUGGUCAACAAAGAUUAG
Messenger RNA from Phytophthora nicotianae INRA-310, 1128 nucleotides. RefSeq lists its product as hypothetical. The record is from RefSeq and is a predicted model, not a curated record. Bases 1 to 1128 code for a protein of 375 amino acids. The transcript is spliced from 2 exons. Lineage: Eukaryota; Oomycota; Peronosporomycetes; Peronosporales; Peronosporaceae.